Molecule: messenger RNA, 1626 nt
Organism: Cordyceps fumosorosea ARSEF 2679
Lineage: Eukaryota; Fungi; Ascomycota; Sordariomycetes; Hypocreales; Cordycipitaceae
Exons: 1
Coding region: 1-1626 (541 amino acids)
Source: RefSeq, a predicted model, not a curated record
AUGACUAACCAUCCUCGCGGGCCUUCACUCCUUCAGGCCCGCGAUUCCUAUUCUGUCGAUCCUUCGCCAUCCUUUGCCUCGGAUUCCCACACUCGCUUCGCUGUCCAUUUACAGAAUCAUCGCCACGCUCAUUACCCGCAUGCGCAUCACCAUACCCGCCAACAAGACGCCAGCAACAACGAUCACGGUGACACAGAGGACCAACAACCCCCUUUGCCUGCCGCUGAAUUGCCGCCACUGGAACCCGCCGUCGCCCAGUUCCAUCUAGAUGACGGCGCAGCCAGCGAUACUCUGUCGCUGGAAGCCCGUUCUCUUGCCGCCGCCGUGGACGCCGCUCUUGCCGUCCGCGCCCAAGAUGACGCACCCUAUGUCACCCAGGUCGUUCAAACUAUUUCUAUAGUACAAGUGGUCGACGCCUCUGGCUCACCUAUUUCGUCCUCUACCGAAUAUGCCACCCCAAACACCGUCGUUGUUGACCGCAGCACGGGCGAGACCAUGUCACAGUCUAGUCCUGCCUUUAGCAUUGCCAUAAACCCGAGCAGCCUCCUCCCGGGCCUGGGAAGCGGCUCAUCAUCCACGCCAUCGACUACAAGCUCGACUUAUCACACGACCUCCACCUCAUCGCAGCCUGCUUCGGCUCCUAGUCCUUCCUCGUCCGUCUCUAGCUUUCCCACCUUGUCAGACACGAGCAACGGAACCACCUGGGGCAAUACUACUAUGAUCAUCACCCCAACUAAUUCGACGGCCAGACCGGUAUCGUUGACCCAAUCUCCCAAGUACAAUAUUUCUACGACGCCAUCCGACUUUCGCAUUUUUACAUCCUCGAGCUCGAGCGACACUGACACCACAUCUUCGUCAUCGUAUUCAUCUACCAGGAGCUCAACCCCAACCUGGAACUCUCCAACAACUAUUCCCACGGUCGCGGGCAGCGCUGAGACUACUUCCGCGUCUACUUCGGGCGGCGAUACCCUAACGACGCAGCAAAAGCAAAUUGUCGGCGGAGUAGUGGGCAGCGUCGCAGGUGUGGCCUUCCUUGCCUUGCUCGUCAUGCUUGCCCUGCGUUACAAGAAGAAGCAGGGCAGCGAAUCUCUUCCCAGCAGUACGGAAACUCAAGGGAUCCCUGCUCUGCGCGCCCCGGGCAAUGCAUCGGCCAACCCGAUGGCCGAGCGAAACGCAGCCGCUUCUUCCAUCAAUGCAACCUUUGCAGCAAUGACUGGCAAGCGUCAAUUGAGGGGCAACGCCGCUGCUGCCUCGGAUACGCCAGAAGUGCCCUCUGGUGGUGAACGGGGCUUCUAUCGCGUCUCGGGUCGCAAGCUGCCGUCUGUUCUCCACACCGGCGGCGACGGAUACACAGACCCGCGCCAAAGUACCAUGAGCCAAUAUUCUCAAUCGUCAGAACCAUUCAACCGCGGCGACGAACCUUUCGCACUUGGCAGUCCCAUGCGACCUGUGAGCGGCGUGCCAAUUAUGCGAUCAGGACCCGCGCGCACCCCGGUGACGGAAGCCAACCCGUUUGCCGACCCGAUGCCAUCGCCGCCACCGCCAAACAAUGCCUCGCCACCUAGGCGGCCCGGAUCCAGUGGCAGCGCGCGAGGAUCGAGCUCACGGUUUCAGGAGAGCAUAUGA